ACAAAUAUAUUUAUACAUACACAUAACAUAGAUAAUGACUAGGCCAGAAACCAUAGUUCCAGAAGAACCUAUUUCACCCUUUCCAAUAACUCAAGAAUCUAGAAUUAUUAGUGGAUUUGGUAGAGGAUCAUCAGAACUUGGUAUUCCUACUGCUAAUAUUCCUAUAAAUAAAGAAUUAAAUGAUCUUGAUACUGGUAUAUAUUAUGGAUGGUGUAAACUUCUUCCUCAUUCUCAAGAAGAGGAUGAACUUUUCAUACGUCAAAAUGGUAAACAAGUUAAAGUGAAUCAUGGACGUACUCUAUGUAAAGAAGAAUUAACAGCUUUACCAAUGGUAAUGUCAAUUGGGUGGAAUCCAUUUUAUCAUAACAAAGAAAAAGCAGCUGAAGUUCAUAUUAUUCAUAAAUUUGAUACUGAUUUUUAUGGAGCUUCAGUUAAAUAUAAUGUAUUAGGCUAUAUAAGACCAGAAUUAAAUUAUACUACCAAAGAAGCUUUAAUAGAUGAUAUUAAUCUUGAUAUUAAAAUAGCUAAAGAGAUUUUAGAAACAAAAGAUAAUUACAGUCAAUUUAAAUAUAAAUUAUAAAUAAUAAUAAUUCCCUCUAUGGAUCUUGUUAAUAGCCCACUUAAAUAGUACAUAUUAUUUAUUCACUUUAAUUUUUUAUUUUUUAAUUAGUUCACAUAGUCAUAGAUUUAAAAUUUGUAUUAGAAUUAUUAGAAAUGAACUUAUUUGUAAUAUGUAAUAAUUUUAAACUAUAUCACUACUAGAAAAGAUUAGAGCUGAAGGUUAGAAAUUACAUAUGGCAAAAAUUCCUAUUACACAUUCCUUAGGUAUGGUGUGUGCAGGAAUGCUUAUUUGGGCAUAUACGGAAUGAUCCUGAAAUUGCUCUGAUAAUGAAAACUAAACAAAGAUUAU
Molecule: messenger RNA, 910 nt
Organism: Scheffersomyces amazonensis
Lineage: Eukaryota; Fungi; Ascomycota; Pichiomycetes; Serinales; Debaryomycetaceae
Product: riboflavin kinase
Exons: 1
Coding region: 35-580 (181 amino acids)
Biological process (GO): riboflavin biosynthetic process; FMN biosynthetic process
Cellular component (GO): mitochondrion
Molecular function (GO): riboflavin kinase activity
Source: RefSeq, a predicted model, not a curated record